Molecule: messenger RNA, 1560 nt
Organism: Eruca vesicaria subsp. sativa (arugula)
Lineage: Eukaryota; Viridiplantae; Streptophyta; Magnoliopsida; Brassicales; Brassicaceae
Source: the annotation of a GenBank genome assembly
CGCGAACCAGAUGAGAAAUAUUCUCUUUUAACCUCAAAGCUCGUCGUCUAGAAACCCUAGCGAAUCCCUCUCAGCUUCAAGCUCGACACUAGUCUAGAGAGAGAAAAAGAUGCCUCCGAAAGCCAAAGCAAAGGAUGCAGGUCCCGUAGAGAGGCCAAUCCUUGGCCGUUUCUCUUCUCACCUCAAGAUCGGAAUCGUUGGGUUACCAAACGUGGGAAAGUCUACACUUUUCAACACCCUUACGAAGCUUUCAAUCCCAGCUGAGAACUUUCCCUUUUGUACCAUUGAGCCCAACGAGGCACGUGUCAAUAUCCCUGAUGAGAGGUUUGAUUGGCUUUGCCAGCUGUACAAGCCCAAGAGUGAGAUUCCAGCUUUCUUGGAAAUUCAUGACAUUGCUGGUCUUGUUAGAGGCGCUCAUGAAGGACAAGGACUUGGAAACAACUUCUUGUCUCAUAUUCGUGCUGUUGAUGGAAUCUUCCAUGUCUUACGUGCCUUUGAAGAUCCUGAUAUUAUUCAUGUUGAUGAUAUUGUGGAUCCUGUUAGAGAUUUGGAGACCAUUACUGAAGAAUUGCGACUAAAGGAUAUUGAAUUCAUUAAAAAGAAGAUUGAAGAUGUCGAGAAGAGCAUGAAGAGAAGCAAUGACAAGGCGCUUAAAGUUGAACUUGAGCUCUUGCUAAAGGUAAAAGCUUGGCUGGAAGAAGGAAAGGAUGUCCGUUUUGGGGACUGGAAAGCAGCUGAUAUCGAGAUUCUCAACACUUUCCAAUUGCUUUCCGCUAAGCCCGUUGUUUACUUGAUUAACAUGAAUGAGAGAGACUACCAGAGGAAGAAAAACAAGUUCUUGCCAAAGAUUCACGCUUGGGUUCAAGAACACGGUGGUGAUACUAUGAUUCCUUUCAGUGGUGUUUUUGAAAGGAGUCUCGCUGAUAUGCUCCCAGACGAAGCAGCAAAGUAUUGUGAGGAGAACAAACUACAGAGUGCUCUUCCGAGGAUCAUCAAAACUGGAUUUUCAGCUAUUAAUCUCAUAUAUUUCUUUACAGCAGGGCCUGAUGAGGUGAAGUGCUGGCAAAUAAGACGCCAGUCAAAGGCUCCUCAAGCUGCAGGGGCCAUUCAUACUGAUUUUGAGAGAGGAUUUAUUUGUGCCGAGGUCAUGAAGUUCGAGGAUCUCAAGGAACUUGGCAAUGAAACUGCAGUCAAGGGGGCAGGAAAAUACAGACAGGAGGGGAAAACAUAUGUUGUUCAGGACGGAGAUAUCAUUUUCUUCAAGUUCAACGUUUCUGGUGGUGGGAAGAAAUAAGAUUCCAUUCUGUCUACGUCCUAUCCGUGGUAUCCUCUUCAGAUCCUGAAGCUUUAUAAAAAUCCGAGAGAUGAACCAAACUGUAUUUUCUGUUUCUGUUAGUUGCAGUUUUUUAAUUUGGUUUACCAAACAUAAGUAUCUGUAACUUUUGUUAUUUUCUGCAGUUAAGCUUAAGACAUGUCUUUGCCGUGAGACAAAGCAUUUAAGCCUGCUGUAUUGUAGAACUCCCUUUCAAUAAUCAGAAACAAAUGCCUUAUAAACCAAAA